UGCAGGUAGCUGCCUGGAGGUAUUGGAAGCAGGGAAGCCUUUACUGGUGGUUGUAAAUGACAAGCUGAUGAACAAUCAUCAGCUGGAGUUGGCAAGGCAGCUGCACAGGGACGGACAUCUCUUUUACUGCACGUGCAGAACUCUCAUCCAGACUCUGCAAUCAAUGGACUUGUCGACCCUGAAGCCUUUCCCACCUGGACAGCCAGAAAAAUUCGCUGCGUUCUUGGACAAAGUCGUUGGGAUUAUCACCCAGGAGGACUACUUUGGCAGCCUGGCGGCAGAGCUGGCCGUCUCCCUGGUCAACCUGGAAGCAGGCAUCCAGGAGAAGUCCAGGGAGGUCAUCGGCCAGCUCCUGCACAUCAUCCUCUGCCAGCAGGGUGAGUCAGCUGGGAAGGAGGAGUCCAGCAUCCCUCCCGUUAUAGCUGGUCAUCUCCUCUCAGACCCCCAUCAAUCAACAACCUCUGGGGGCCGGAGGCACCACACCGCCUUUCUAAGAGCGGGUAUUGAAGCCUGCAGGGCCCUGGGGAGGGGAAGGAGCAGGACUCUGCCCUUCCCCAUGGACAAGGUGGUGGAGCAGAUCAAGGACAUCAUGAUGGACUCCUUUUUUGGGGUCAAGCCCCAAUUUGUUGUGGCCAUGAGGGCCAUGGAGGAGCUGAGCAUAUUCCAGCCGCUGCUCAGUCCGGAGCUGAGGACCUCCACCGUGGCCUGGGCUCUGGGGCUGGUCCUCAGCGGGAGCCCAGGCCACGAGGACCCCAACAGCCAGGCUCUGUGGCAGCAAGGAGAGGAGGACCUCCGCCGGAUGCUCCUAGCUCUGCUAAAGGAGGAUCCAUUGGCAGGCCACUUGGUCACCCUGCUUGAUGUCAUCCAGGAGGACUACUUUGGCAGCCUGGCGGCGAAGCUGGCUGUCUCCCUGGCCGACCCGGAAGCUGCCAUCUGGGAGAAGGCCAGGGAGGUCAUCGGCCAGCUCCUGCACAUCCUCCUUCGCCAGCAGGGUGUCAGCUGGGCAGGAGGAGUCCAGCAUCCCUCCGCUGUAGCCGGUCAUCUCCUCCCACCCGAGACACCCACAGUGGAUUCAGCUGCCUUUCCUGGUGCUCUCCCCGCUGGUUCCCAUGGCCCCAGCCCUCCUCCGGUGCGUAAGGUGGAGGGAGGCCCAGCAGAGCAAGGACAGACCCCCUCAGGAGUGUCCGAGUCAGGCCUGAAGAAGAAGAGGCCCACCAUCGCAUGGGAGGAGGACCCCGAGCAUCCCUGGAGGGAGGGCUACCUGCACCUCACCUGCGUGGCUGAGGUGUUCCGGGGGCACCUCAGCCAAGGGCAGAGGCUCUCCUUCCAGCGGGCAGCUCUGGAGGACGCCUUGAGCCUGGCCAUGCCGUGGGUGUUCCGGGGGCACCUCAGCCAGGGGCAGAGGCUCUCCUUCCAGCGGGCGGCUCUGGAGGACGCCUUGAGCCUGGCCAUGCCGUGGGUGAGGGAGGGAGGCCUCAUCCUCCUCUACACCCACCUGGGCCAGGCUCAUGGACUGCUGGAGGAGGAGGAGGUUGAAGAUCUGCGGCGAAGCCUCUCUGCCCUCCUCUAUAAUCUUUGGAGGGGCAGGGAGGUGCCUGCGGAUAUCGGGGCACUCCUGCCAAGCACAGCUUCCGAGAGGACACUGAGGCAGGGCUGGAAGUUCGGCCCCCGAGCGAUCCCCGUGGGGCUUGGCUGCAGCCACUUUCAGCUCCACUCUUCUUCUUCUUCAGAGCCCCCUUUGGAAGGGGGACUGGCCCACGCUCUCGAGGCGCUGGCCGGGUGGCGGCGGCAGCGGCGGCUCCUUCUGGGCCAGGCCGAGCAGGGGGGUCUUUUCUCUCUCUCUCUUCCCCUCCCUCCCUCCCCCACGAUGCAGAAAGGCUGGAAGAAGUACUUUGGGCAGAAGUCCCUGAGCGAGGUGACCAUGGACGAGUACCUGGGCAGCCUGGGGCUCUACCGCAAGCUCACGGCCAAAGACGCCUCGUGCCUCUUUCGGGCCGUGUCCGAGCAGGUAUAUGCUUGCCAGAUCCAUCAUAUGGCAGUCAGGCAAGCUUGUGUUUCCUUCCUGAGAAAAAACCAAUCUAACUUUGAAUCUUAUGUGGAAGGGUCCUUUGAAAAAUACCUGGAACGGCUUGGAGACCCCAAGGAAAGUGCUGGACUUCUAGAAAUCAGAGCCUUCUCGCUGAUCUAUAAUCGAGACUUCAUUCUCUAUCGACACCCUGGAAAGCCACCUUCCUAUGCUACAGACAACGGUUUUGAAGAUAAGAUUCUGCUGUGUUGUUCCAGUAAUGGCCAUUAUGAUUCCGUGUACACCAAACAGUUUCAGGCAAAUGCUGCAAUUUGCCAGGCUGUGCUGUAUGACAUCCUGUACAAAAACGUGUUCCAUGUGCCUGAAGAGGAAUUGAGGACUGCAGUCGAAAUGUUUCGAAGCGGGGCCAAGAAAAACAGAAAUAGUGCAUCUGUUGGAAGUGAAGACGCCAGUUUCGACUGCUUUCUGGAGAGAUCAAACAAGAAUUUUUCAGAAAAGAGGGUGGAAGACUGGGAAAACUAUGAACUGGCUACCCUGCCAGCAGACAAAUGCAAACAAGGCGCUGAAGAAGCAAAGCCUUGUGAAAACCCAAAGAUGCCCUUUCCUUAUAAGGUGUUGAAAGCACUGGACCCCGAGAUCUACCGGAACAUAGAAUUUGAUGUGUGGUUAGACAGCAGAAAAGAACUGCAAAAAACAGAUUAUUUGGUGUUCGCUGGAAGACAGUAUUACUUAGGCGACAAGUGUCAGGUACGCCUAGAGACUGGGGGGAAAUAUUACAAUGCCCACAUACAGGAUGUUGGGCAGGAUACUAUGGUGACGGUCUUCAUUGAGGAGCUGGCGGAGAAGCAUGUCGUUCCGUUGGUGAAUUUGAAGCCUGUGACGCAGGUCACCCCAGUUCCUGCAUGGAAUGUGGUCCCUAGUCGGAAAGGAGGAAACUAUCAGAAAAUAUCCGGUGGGUCCAUACUGGAAGAAAGAUUGUGUGUUAGAAAUAUGGAUAUAAAAUCCCGGAAGAAGCUGUUUAAAAAAGUCCGUGGGAAAGAAGUUUUCAUGACCGUGGCGUACAGCAGGGGUCAGCCCGUCCUUCCUCCCCGCCUACAUCAUGGCAUUCCAUCGGGACGAUCGACGCCAAUUCAUUGCUCUCAAAAUGGAGGGCAUAUGGCUCCUUAUGAAAGUUACCAUCCUCAGAAUUCCCAGAGGUCCGGCAGGGGGUAUGGAAUGCCCAGGGGAGCAGACCGGUUUAUAAACAGAAGCAACAUGGUCGGGCCAGAAAUGGCAUAUGGUAGUCCAGGCAAGAGAUAUUAUCACAGCUACGAUAAUUUCUCUUACAGAUCUCGGUCAUACAGCCGCAGUCGCAGGCAGAUGCAGUGUUUAAACAAAGAAUGCCAGUACGGGUUUGCGGCUGAGAAUGGUGAGGAACCUCAAGGCUUGGAAGAAACCAUCACCUUCUAUGAAAUUGAAGAAGGGGAUGACACGACUUUUCCUGCUCCGCCUAGUCAGGGUAACCCGCCUCCCAUAGUUCCUGAUCCUGCUGGAUUCUGGGUAGCCACAAGGGGUCCAGCUCCCAUCCCGUCUAACAAGCCGGCUCUAAAUUCCUCCGAGGAAGAAGUGGACGAGCCCAGCGAUAAUGUUGUGAUUUCUUCGGUGCCGUACCCGUAUCAGUCGGGCCCCCUUCCUCCCGCCAGCGAUGUGGGGGACAGUGGAGGUGUUACUCCUCCUUACUCCUGUGACCCUAGCGGUUGUGACCUUCCUAGAGAUCCAAAGAUCGUGCAGUAUUAUUUCAAUUUGGGUUUGCAGUAUUAUCACCAGACCUGUUGGAAUCCUAUGAUGUAUGUACAGCCGGUGCCACCGUCCCCACACAUGGAAGCUUACCAGACAUACACAGAGCCUGUCCCUGUCAUGGACCAUUCGAUGGUGCCCGCAUACCCUGAAACUGGGAGGAGCGACAUGCGCCAGAUUCCAGCGGAUCCCUCGGCAAAUGACCCACCGCCUCCCCACGGUACAGUUUAUUAUCCAGUGGUCACGGAUCCGUACAACCAUCCGCCUCCACCUGGUUUUGACACUUGCAUCCCCUUAGCUCCUGCCUACCACUGCGUCAGCCCCUGGUAUCCAGUGAAUCUACCCUAUGGGAAUUCUUCACGAAUCCAUAAUGCCGUGAAUCCAGGCCACUUUCAUCAAAUCAGCUAUGUUGCCUCGUCAAAUCCUGCGCCACAUUAUGUAGCUCAAAGUAUGUAG
Molecule: messenger RNA, 4258 nt
Organism: Gekko japonicus
Lineage: Eukaryota; Metazoa; Chordata; Lepidosauria; Squamata; Gekkonidae
Product: putative bifunctional UDP-N-acetylglucosamine transferase and deubiquitinase ALG13
Exons: 33
Coding region: 68-4258 (1396 amino acids)
Biological process (GO): protein deubiquitination
Molecular function (GO): cysteine-type deubiquitinase activity
Source: RefSeq, a predicted model, not a curated record